Molecule: messenger RNA, 4976 nt
Organism: Gambusia affinis (western mosquitofish)
Lineage: Eukaryota; Metazoa; Chordata; Actinopteri; Cyprinodontiformes; Poeciliidae
Product: nuclear receptor coactivator 3-like
Exons: 23
Coding region: 231-4787 (1518 amino acids)
Biological process (GO): positive regulation of transcription by RNA polymerase II; cellular response to hormone stimulus
Cellular component (GO): nucleus
Molecular function (GO): protein dimerization activity; nuclear receptor binding
Source: RefSeq, a predicted model, not a curated record
UACCCAGAGGGCAUUUCGUUCUGCUACAAGCUGGCUCCCUCCGCUCUGGGAGUGUUUCCCAUUUAAACAAACACGGUAUCGCCGAAGAUGGCGGAGAGUUUGUAGAGGCUUUAAAGAAGCUGGUGCAGUCAAUGAAAGCGUCCAAGCCGGAGAUGUUGAGAAGUCACGCAGGCCCUGAAUGGAGUUUGACUGGGACUCAUUCUGCCUGAGGUGCUGAUAAUGUGCUGAAGAUGAGUGGCGUAGGAGACAACUCGUUGGAGCCGCUGUGCUCCGACCGCAAACGCAAACUGUCCAGCUGCGACACGCCGGGUCUGGGGUGUGACAAGCGUCGGAGGGAGCAGGAGAGCAAAUACAUCGAAGAGCUGGCGGAGCUCAUCUCCGCCAACCUCUCCAACAUCGACAGCUUCAACGUCAAGCCUGACAAAUGUGCCAUUCUCAAGGAGACCGUGAGGCAGAUCAGGCAAAUAAAAGAGCAAGGAAAGAGCUCUUGCAAUGACGACGACGUGCAGAAAGCAGACGUGUCCUCUACUGGUCAGGGGGUCAUUGACAAGGACCAUCUGGGGCCCCUGCUCCUGCAGGCGCUGGACGGCUUUCUGUUUGUGGUCAACCGAGAGGGCAGCAUCGUGUUCGUGUCCGACAACGUGACGCAAUACCUGCAGUACAAGCAGGAGGAGCUGAUCAACAUCAGCGUGUACAACAUCAUCCACGAUGAGGACAGGGACGAGUUUCGCCGGAACCUGCCCAAGUCUAGUGCGCCAAACGGGGCACCUUGGGGUGGAGAUGUGCCGCAACAGAAAAGCCGAACCUUUAGCUGUCGGAUGCUGGUGAACCUGGUUUACGGUCAGAGUCACGGGUUGCCUGAAGAGAGGCCAGGCGGCCAGCGUUACGAGACGAUGCAGUGUUUUGCUCUCACUCAGCCUCGAGCCAUGAUGGAGGAGGGAGAUGAUUUACAGUCGUGUAUGAUCUGCGUGGCGCGACGAAUCACGGCGGUUGAGAGGACGGAGAGGUUCAGCACUCGCCAUGAGCUCUCUGGUAAGCUGAUUGAAAUUGAACAUCAGAGCGCUCUGCACACCUCGAUGCUUCCAGGGUGGGAAGACCUGGUGAGGCGCUGCAUGCAGAUGUUCCUUAACAGAAGUGAAGGACAGCCGUGGUCGUACAAACGCCACUAUCAAGACGCUUUCCAUAACGGACACUCAGAGACGCCUCUCUAUCGCUUCUCCCUCUCUGACGGGACGCCAGUCACGGCCCGGACGCGGACCGAGCUCUGCAGGAACCCCAACACGAAUGAGCCACUCUCUUUCCUCUCCACUCACCUGCUGCAAAGGGAGCUCCGUGCUUAUCGUGGAACACAGAGCGGCCCCAUGAGGCCUCAAAACAUGGGCGUGAACAACCCCAGCCAGCAGAUGAACAUGGGUCCAGUGGGGAACAUGGGCAUGAACAGGGGCUACGGCAUGGCGGAGCACGGCAACAUGCCGCAAAGAGGAGGCCCCCCUUACUCCGUCGGCGGCCGCAUGAAUCCCAUGCACCAGAUGAACAGCAUGGGUCAGAUGAAUCAGAUGAAUUCCAUGCAUUCGAUGAGCACGAUGAACCAAAUGGGGUCCGUGAACCAGGUGAAUGCCAUGGGCCAUCAGCAGCAUCAGCAGCACCAGCAGCACCAGCAGCACCAGCAGCACCAGCAGCAUCAGCAGCACCAGCAGCACCAGCAGCAGAUGAGCCAGUUCCAUGGAGGUGGAGCGUACGGGAUGGGUAUGACCAGUCCCACUCAAGCCAGUCCAGGGAUCAACGGGCCGCACAACAUCAUGGGUUCACCCAGAGUCCGAGGAAGCCCCAAGACGGGCGCCAGUCCCUUCUCUCCUGGAGCUUUAAACUCCCCCAUGAGCUCCAGCCAUACUGGGAACUCUGGAGGUGGAACAGGAGGAUCCAGCUACUCCAGCAGCUCCUUAAAUGCCCUCCAAGCCAUCAGCGAGGGCGUCGGAACGAUGCCCCCAUCUCUCACAUCGCCUCCGCCACAAAAGCCCGACAGCUCCCCGAGCAUAAACUCCACCAAUCAGGCCGCAGGCGGCCCCUGUAAAGCAGGCCCUCCGCCUUAUUCAGAAUCCAAGAGCCCAGGUAGCUCGUUGGGGGGAGAUCAGCAGUCGCAGCAGCACCCGCACACCCCGACCGCCGAGGGCCCUCCGGACCGGCCGGACAGCCAGGCGUGCCUUGGAGCCGGAGACUCCAACCGCCGGGCCCCCGACAAAUGCAACAAGAAGCUCCUGCAGCUUCUCACCUCUCCAACAGACGAACUGGUGCAGCCCAAUCAGACGCUCGGCUCGGUGUCCGCUUCCAUGCCGGACGCUAAGGACGGGGCCCCCGGAGUUACCAGCCCGUCCUCGACGACGGGAGUGUCGUCCUCCACCAACGGGAAUCACGGCGCCGUAACGUUGUCCGGGCCAACGAGCCAGUCGCUGCAGGAAAAACACAAGAUCCUCCACAAGCUGCUGCAGAACGGGAACACGCCCGACGACGUGGCCCGCAUCACGGCCGAGGCCACGGGCAAGAGCAGCUUGGACGCGGGGACGCCGGAGCCGGGGCCCGCCGCCGGAGCCGCGGGCGGGAAGGGACCUGAACCCAAGAAGGAGCAGCACAGCCCCAAAAAGGAGAAGCCCCGCCCCCUCCUUCAGUACCUUCUCAAUAAAGACGACUCUAAGGAAGGAGGUGACGUCAAGCCAAAGCUGGAGGAUUUGGACAGGAGAGGAAGCAAGGCAGGUGGAGUCAGCAGCUCGGGCCCUCACACCAUGGAUGGGAAGGUGAAGCUGGAGCCGACUGAUGAGACGGAGACUCUGGAGACCAUCUUGGGCGUUCCGCGGAGCAACUCCGGAUUCUAUCCUGAGCCCGACUCCAGAGCUGGGAAGGAAACGGGGAACAAGCAGGGCUCCUUGUCUGACGCGCUACUUGAUGGGGAAAGAGUCCCAGGCCUGGCAGCGCAGCGUGUGCCUUUCCAGAGAGCUUUGUCCCUGGAUGCUAAGCCCAUGGACGGAGAGAUGGCAGCUGGAGGUGGAGGACUGGCAGCGAGACAGAACGUCCCCUGUCCGUCGCUGGUUAAACAGGAGAACAUGGAUCCUUCCAUCCGACCCGGACCGGUGCCCAACGGCUUUCCCGGAGGCAUGGGGGUGUGUCCACCCCGAGGAAACGCAACAAGAGGAAUGGGCAGAGGUGUCCAUCAGCGCCCUCCGAUGGCGGUUCCAGGGGAGUGGGGGAUGCAGAGGCCCAACAGCAACCCUGUGGCCGGACCGGGACACCCGGGCAUGGCUCGUCCGGGCCAAAUGGGGUUGCCCAUGAUGAACCGCUCCAACAGCGUCGUUGCGAACCCCAGAUCGAUGCUGCAGCAGCAACUCAUGGACAUGGGUAAUAAUGAAGGCGGUAUGGCCAUGAGUCCGUUUGGUGGAAACGGCCCUCCUCCUCAGUCUCCCUCCUGGCCUGACCCUGCCAUGGGAAUGGACAGACCGCAAAAUUGUACAAACAGGGACACGUUUGUUCAUCCCCUGGAGGAGCUCCUGGGGACUCUGCCCAGUAACGAUGGUCCGACUGAUGAAAGAGCUCUUCUGGACCAGCUGGACUCUCUGCUCAAGACCACUGAUGUCAUUGCUCUGCAGGAAAUAGAUCGAGCCCUGGGGAUCCCUGAAAUAGUGGGCCAGGCCCAGGGACCCGAGGGUCCCCAGCCGUGCCCGGAUCCGGUCCAGGGUCCUUGUCUCCCGUCAGAACCCUUUCCGGGCCUUGACUCCUCGAUGAGCUUGGACCAGAAGCCGAUGUAUGGCCAGGCUUACCCGGGCCCCCAGUCGAUGGGAAUGCAGCCUAGUUACGCAGGUAACUCGAUGCAGGGCCAGUCGCCUGGCGGCUUCAACCCCAUGAUGAAUCAGAUGGGCCAGACAGGAGGCUUCCCUGGCAUGGCGAGCAUGGGGGCCAUGGGCAACCCCCGCGCAAACAUGCAGCGUCCUCGCAUGAUGACCGCCACCAAGCCUCUCCGACUGCAGCUGCAGCAGAGACUACAGGGACAGCAGUUUAUGAACCAGGCACGACAAGGCAUGAAAAUGGAAAACGUCCCUGGAGGAAACCCCGCCAUGCGCUCAGCCAUGCAGCCUGGCAUGCAGUCAGCAGGGAUGAGUGGUCAGCCGGGUUUCCUGAGUCCCCAGAUGAUUGCUCAGCGCAACAGGGAGAACAUGAUGAGGAGGCAGAGGAUGAUGAUGAUAAUGCAGCAGCAGCAACAGCAGCAGCAGCAGCAACAGAAUCAAGUGGCGGCAGGAGGCUUCAGUCCUCCUCCUAACGUCACAGCACCAGGGGGCAUGGAGAGCCCCAUGGGAGGGCCCCCGAUGAAUCAGCCCGGACAGCAGGGAUUUAACUACGGAAGUAACUACGGGAUGAACCAGCAGGGGGACUCGACAUUCAUGGCUCCCGGCAGCAGCCCGCCGGGGAAUGUGAUGCAAGGCCGAAUGGGAGGGCCUCCACAGAACGCCAUAAUGGCGGGGAUGCAGGGGAAUCCCCAGGGAGGGCACAUGUACCCGUCUGGAGACAUGAAAGGCUGGCCACAGGGAGGAAUGCAGAGAAAUAACCCUUAUCCUCAGCAACAGUUCCCACAGCAGGCCAACCAGGGCCAGUUUGGACCCAUGAUGAUGAACCCCUCAAUGAGUGGACCCGGACCAGUCAGUGGCCCAGGAGCAGGACAGAUGGCUCAGAUGCAAAGCCAGAUGGGGAUGAACCCAAUGGGGAUGAACAGACUGCCAAUGGGACCCGAUCCGAAGUUCUGCUGAGGACCUCUGGCGGACUCUUCCAGCUGGGACAGCGUGGGCUGGACCAGGACACCCCAGACGGUAGAUAUCCCCCCCGCCAGCCCCCACUCCCUCUUCUUGCUAAAGGAAGUAAGAAGCGACGACUCAGAAGCCUGGGUACAGUCAGGUAACGUGGGACUGUACUGCAAUAAACGAAGUGGGCCACAGAGA